AUGCGGGGAGCUCUCCAUGUUCGGUUCUUGACUUUCGUCCUGGAGUCGAGUGAUGGAUCCGCUGGAGGCGGAGAUGAUGCCUUGGAACAAUACAACUCCCCGACAUCGGAGCAGGUGCUACAUGACCACUGCGGAUGGACUCAAGAUCUUCACUCGGAAGAUACAUAUCGGGAUCAAGCUCCCAGCCCGCUUCAUAGGAAUCGACCCCGCCAGGACUCUACAAACAGUUCACUCAGCCUGAUGCCAGGCAAUGGGACGAUACUAACACUAAGAGAGGCGUUCCUGAUGCGCUACUUUAUUCAGAAAUUAGCACCCUGGGCCGAUGUUUGUGACAUCCAUUCACAUUUCAGAACCGAAGUCCCAAAACGGGCACUGGAGAACAAAAUGGUCCUGCAAGCCAUACUGGCGCUGUCUGCGCGACAUGAUGCGAUCUUGGCCAACGAUAGUGACUGGGAGGCCUCGGCCUAUCACGGACAGUGUUUACAGAUCUUGAUUGCGGCAUUAGAUCAAGCCGAGACGAAUUGCGACGAGAAUAUGCUGAUUACGGUCGUAAUUCUACGUAUAUAUGAAGAGUUGGAGAACAAGACUGACCAAAAGUUUCAUCUGCUUGGGUCCAAUCGCUUGGUGAAUCUUGUCACCAGCUCUGCGUCCUCUGUGGUACAAUAUCAGCCAUUGCAACUCGACAUGCAGAACUAUGAGCGCUCUUCAAUGUUUCACCGUGACGACGACGCAGCUUGCGCUAACAGGAUCAUCUAUCAUUGCGCCCGUAUUCUCAAACUGUGCUGUGGUGCACCAGCUCAUAUUGUAAGACAAGAUACCUGGCGCCAGAUAUCGGACAGUGUGAAAGAGUGGAAUCAGACCAAGCCCGCAAUCUGGCAACCGAUUCGGUAUCAGGCAUCGAGUGUGGCUGCUAGUCGACCGUUUCCUGAGGUAUGGAUGAUAUCCCCGCCCGCAGUGGUUGGCAUGCAAUAUUAUCAUUCGGCGUGUAUUUUUCUCACCUUGUCUGAAUCCCAACCACCCAACAUGACCGAUUAUGAAAGGGCCCGUUCAAGGCGCGUGAAAGAGAAAGUCAUUGCCGACCAUCUUGUUGUGGUUAUUGGCCUGUCACUGUCCAACGAAAGCGUCGAGAAUGCCUAUUUCAUGGCAUCACAUUUAUUACAUCGUUUCGGUUACUGCCUUCGGAAUGUAGUCGAACAGGAGGGCUCAUUGCAAUUUCUGACUCGAGUCGAAAAAGUGCUGGGGUGGCGCACUUCAUGGAUGAUGCGAGAGCUGGAGCAUCAAUGGACCGAGUUGGCUGGGUUUGAUUCUUGGGAUUCUUGA
Penicillium coprophilum is the source of this 1320-nucleotide messenger RNA. RefSeq lists its product as uncharacterized. Gene Ontology annotation, cellular component: nucleus. The record is from RefSeq and is a predicted model, not a curated record. Lineage: Eukaryota; Fungi; Ascomycota; Eurotiomycetes; Eurotiales; Aspergillaceae. The coding region runs from base 1 to 1320 and encodes 439 amino acids. Gene Ontology annotation, molecular function: transcription cis-regulatory region binding; DNA-binding transcription factor activity. The transcript is spliced from 7 exons. Gene Ontology annotation, biological process: positive regulation of transcription by RNA polymerase II.